GGCAAAAGACAGAUGCCCGUUUCAGACAUUAGCGAAACAGCAGUUAUAAAGAGAGAAUAAUACACAAUGCUUUUGUUAGCUCUAUAUAUGUACUUGCCUUAUCGAUCUUGCUAUUGCAAUUUCGUCUCCUUGCUAUUACUGCUCAUCACUCACCUCAAACGUACUACUCUCAAGUCUCAACCGAGCGCUAGCGAUGGUCCUCCCCCAUUCGUCCUAGCUCCUCCCAUUUCUGGACAGAAUCGCCGCCGCCGCCGCCUCCAAUUUUAGCAAAGCCUUGCUCGAUUGGCCAGGGACUGACAAGAGGGUGCUGAUAGUUUUUUUCCUCUCUUUCUUUUUUGAAUCAGAGCUCACAUGCAGUUUAUUUACCACUAGUCCACUACUACUAGUAGUAUAGACAGCUACUAGGCUGGGCAGUGGUACUUGGAAUAGCUGGUGGCAGCAAGUACAAUUGCAUUUGAAUGGAGCAUGAGCCAUCGCCGGCGGCAGUGGUGGACCUAUCGCUGGCCCUGGCGCCGGCGGGAUCCCGCGAGGAGUUGGACGAGGUGGCGGCGCCGACAGCGCGCGUGGGCGGGAAGGAGGUACGGCUGUUCCCGUGCCUCUUCUGCAACAAGAAAUUCCUCAAGUCACAGGCGCUGGGCGGGCACCAGAACGCGCACAAGAAGGAGCGCGCCUCCGGCUGGAACCCCUACGUCUACGGCCACCACUAUGCCGCGGCGCCGACAGAGGCCCCCGGCGGCGGUGCCGCUGCCAUGUCCCUCCUGAUGACCUCGCACGGCGGCGGCACGCUCGAGAGGCUGGACGACGGCAGGCCGCUCUUCGCGGGGCACGUGCUGCUCCCGGAGGCGGCUGACCCAUCCGCCCGGCGCGACGACACGGUUUGCAUGCUCAACUGGAGAAACAUCUCCUGCGCCUCUGCUCCGCUGGAGAGCAGCAACACUAACAACGAUCCCUCCGGCGCCGGCGAGGGGCUGGACCUCGAGCUGCGACUCUAGAUCCAGGACCUCCUUCCUUGGGGAAAGACCGAAAGAGCCUGACAUGCAUCUUAUGAUUUAUGAAUUGAAUUGCAUGCGGGUCAUCAGAUUCAUCACUCAUCAUUCAUCUUGGCUCGAUGUCUCGCUUUAUCCUGCUCUAAUAUCUCUCUAGUUUGCCCCUGAUUAAGCAUGACAUGGAUGGUUGUUAUUUGCUUUAAGGAUAAUUUGAUUGUGAAUGCAUGCAUGUGGAAUUAAUUGUUUGUUGGUCGCGGAUCCAGACUAAAUAUUUAGAGGAUCUAUUCUUCUUUCUUUUAAAACUUUUCUUUUUUGUCCUCUUC
This is a messenger RNA of Phragmites australis (common reed), 1309 nucleotides long. Its product is annotated as zinc finger protein STAMENLESS 1-like. The record is from RefSeq and is a predicted model, not a curated record. The coding region runs from base 459 to 992 and encodes 177 amino acids. NCBI's taxonomy places the organism in Eukaryota, Viridiplantae, Streptophyta, Magnoliopsida, Poales, Poaceae. Gene Ontology annotation, molecular function: DNA-binding transcription factor activity. The transcript has a single exon.